Molecule: messenger RNA, 927 nt
Organism: Gracilinanus agilis (Agile Gracile Mouse Opossum)
Lineage: Eukaryota; Metazoa; Chordata; Mammalia; Didelphimorphia; Didelphidae
Gene: DENR
Product: density regulated re-initiation and release factor
Exons: 8
Coding region: 71-667 (198 amino acids)
Biological process (GO): translation reinitiation; formation of translation preinitiation complex
Molecular function (GO): mRNA binding; translation initiation factor activity
Source: RefSeq, a predicted model, not a curated record
AGCGGAAGCUGCAUGUAUCGCUUCAGUAGCCGGAGGCAGCGGGGGCUGUGCGAGCGCUCGGGUUUGUGAGAUGGCUACAGACCUUCCUGAGUCCACUGCCCCUGACUGCAAAGGAGACCUGAGGAGCAAUACCAAGUCGGACACAGAUUACCCACUUCGAGUCCUUUACUGUGGAGUCUGUUCAUUACCGACAGAGUACUGUGAAUAUAUGCCUGAUGUUACUAAAUGUAGACAGUGGCUAGAGAAGAAUUUUCCAAAUGAGUUUGCAAAACUCACUGUAGAAAAUUCACCAAAACAAGAACCUGGGAUUGGGGAAGGCCAAGGAACAGCAGGAGAAGAGGAAGAGAAAAAAAAGCAAAAGAGAGGUGGAAGGGGUCAAAUCAAACAGAAAAAGAAGACAGUACCGCAAAAGGUUACGAUAGCCAAAAUUCCUAGAGCAAAGAAGAAGUACGUCACAAGAGUGUGUGGCCUUGCAACUUUCGAGAUUGACCUUAAAGAAGCACAAAGGUUUUUUGCUCAGAAAUUCUCCUGUGGUGCCUCAGUUACAGGGGAGGAUGAAAUCAUCAUUCAGGGAGACUUUACAGAUGACAUUAUUGAUGUAAUUCAAGAGAAGUGGCCAGAGGUGGAUGAUGACAGCAUUGAGGAUCUUGGAGAAGUAAAGAAGUGAUUUUAAAAAUUUGUCUGUAUUUAAUGACCUGAAGUUAUAGUUGAUGUAGCCAAAGGGAGGAAGGCCUUUAAAAAUAUAUAUAUUUAUCCUACAGUAAAACUGUAGACUACCCUUAUCCUUGGCAUUUCACUGUUCUGUACAAGGCUGCUUGUGUUUUUCUUUUGUUUUAUUUUUUAAAUUGCCAAAGUCCAAUAAACUGGGGAAAUCCAUCAUGCAUAUGCAUGAAAUAGAGAUUUAGUUAAAUAAAAAAUUUUUGGUCA